Filobasidium floriforme is the source of this 1863-nucleotide messenger RNA. RefSeq lists its product as uncharacterized. The transcript is spliced from 12 exons. Gene Ontology annotation, cellular component: cytoplasm; cytosol; aminoacyl-tRNA synthetase multienzyme complex. Gene Ontology annotation, molecular function: ATP binding; RNA binding; aspartate-tRNA ligase activity. Lineage: Eukaryota; Fungi; Basidiomycota; Tremellomycetes; Filobasidiales; Filobasidiaceae. Bases 29 to 1777 code for a protein of 582 amino acids. The record is from RefSeq and is a predicted model, not a curated record. Gene Ontology annotation, biological process: aspartyl-tRNA aminoacylation.
AAAGCAACCAAACAAACCGACCCCGAAAAUGUCCGCCGAAGAACAAAAGACCCAACCUCCUCCCGCCGCUGCCGGUGCCGCCGAUGCUGCUCCCAAGGAGCCCAAGGAACCUAAAGAGGUCAUCCUCGGAGAAGACGGCAAGCCGUUGAGCAAGGGAGAGUUGAAGAAGCGAGCCAAGGAGGCAGAAAAGGCCGCCAAGGCUGCUGAACGAGCUGCAAAGGAGGCCGAAGCUAAGGCCAAGAAGGAAGCCGAGGAAGCUAACGACCUCGCUGCUGACAACUAUGGAAAGCUGCCUCUGCACCAAUCCCAAACCCGAACCAACACCCCCCGUCUAAACUUCACCACCCUCAUCCCCAACUCCCCCUCUGCCAACACCUCUACCUCCACCGAGAUCCCCUCUGAAACCCAAAAAGUAACCCUCCGAGCUCGUCUUCACAACGUCCGUGCUCAGGGAGCCAAGAUGGUCUUCCUGCAACUGCGACAACAGACGCAUACCCUGCAGGGAGUUGUUGGUUUGAGCAAGGAUGGGGAGGAGGAGGUUGUUAGUAAGCAGAUGAUCAAGUGGGUCAAUGGGGUUUCCCUCGAAUCUAUCGUCCUCGUCGAGGGGUACAUCAAGCCCGCCGAGGUCAAAUCGUGUACCAUCCAGACGUACGAGAUCCAGAUCAAGAAGAUCUUCACCGUCGUCGAGGCUCCCCAGAGGCUGCCUUUCGGUGUUGAGGAGGCUUCUAGGCCCGAGGCUGAUUACGAGAAGGAGGAUGCUCAAUUCGCCAGGGUCGGUUUGGACACUAGGUUGGACAACCGAGUCAUGGACUUGAGGACACCCACCAACCAAGCCAUCUUCCGUCUCCAAUCCGCCGUAACCAACCUCUUCCGAACGCACCUCAACUCGCUCGGCUUUAUCGAGAUCCACUCUCCCAAGCUCCAGGGAGCGGCCACGGAGUCCGGUGCCAGCGUGUUCGAGGUCAACUAUUUCAAGGGCAAGGCGUUCUUGGCGCAGAGCCCGCAGUUGGCCAAGCAGAUGUGUAUCGCCGGGGACAUGGAGAGGGUUUACGAGAUUGCGCCUGUCUUCCGAGCCGAGGACUCGAACACUCACCGACACUUGUGCGAGUUCACCGGACUCGAUCUGGAGAUGGCCAUCGAGGAGCACUACCACGAAGUCCUCGACGUUCUCGACUCGCUCUUCCUCGCCAUCUUCAAGGGACUCAAGGAGACCUACUCGCACGAGAUCGAGGCUGUCAGGAAGCAGUUCCCAUGUGACGAGUUUACGUUCUUGGACGAGACCUUGAAGUUGAGGUUUGCUGAGGGUAUUCAGAUGUUGAGGGAGGCGGGAGCCAAGAAUUUGGAUGGAUCGCAGUUGAGCGACAGCGACGACCUCAGCACCGAGAACGAAAAGUGGCUCGGACGAUUGGUGAAGGAGAAGUACGGAACCGACUACUACAUCCUCGACAAGUUCCCCUUGGCCAUCCGACCGUUCUACACCAUGCCCGACGCCGAGGACCCGAAGCUGUCCAACUCGUACGACUUCUUCAUGCGAGGAGAAGAGAUCCUUUCGGGCGCCCAGCGAGUACACGACCCGGAGUACUUGAUCCAGAGGAUGAAGGAGGUCGGGAUCGCACCGGAGAGCAUGCAGGGAUACAUCGAUGCGUUCAGGCUGGGAGCACCGCCCCACGCCGGUGGUGGUAUCGGUCUCGAGCGAGUCGUUAUGCUCUUCUUGAAGUUGGGUAACAUCAGGCGAGCUUCGUUGUUCCCCCGUGACCCCAAGCGAUUGAACCCUUAGACGGGAAGGUCCUCGCACGACGUCCAACGACGCAAAAAGAAAUAGAAAGGGGAUCAGAGGGAAUGCAUGCGCGAAGAGAGAGGAGG